Messenger RNA from Colletotrichum tamarilloi, 1464 nucleotides. RefSeq lists its product as uncharacterized. NCBI's taxonomy places the organism in Eukaryota, Fungi, Ascomycota, Sordariomycetes, Glomerellales, Glomerellaceae. The coding region runs from base 1 to 1464 and encodes 487 amino acids. The record is from RefSeq and is a predicted model, not a curated record. The transcript has 5 exons.
AUGGCAGCAACAGGGCCAGGCCGCACUCACACGCGCGCAGUAGCGCAAUUCCGUGUUUUUUUCCCACAUUGUCCAGGAACGCAUAUCUUCAACAAGGUCCCUCCCAUCCCUCUUCGUUCCUGUCAGGAUGGAGAACCCGAAGAACGACGUCCCGAAUCUGCGGUUCCUCUCACGGCCCCUCCCUUGACAAACACGACUCGUCGUUCGAUCCCUUUUUCCUUUGCCCGAGUACGGAUAUCAAAGACAUUGAAUCGUCUUGUUCCGAUCGCGAUGGCGGAAAUCGAGAACCGCGGCCCGCAGCUGGUGGCCGUCGGCAUAACGCUCGUCACAACAGCCAUUGUCGCAACGACUCUCCGAUGCUAUGUCCGAAUCUUCCUCGUCAAGAACUUCGGAGUCGACGACUGGUGCAUGCUUGCUGCGAUUACAUCAUUCAUCCUCUUUGUAGCAUGUGCCAUUACCGGUGUGCAUUACGGAACGGGUCGACACAAGGUGAAUCUCACCGAUGAUCAGUGGUCAACCGCCAUGAUGUUCUGGUGGUACUGCUAUCUGUGGUACUGUUUGUCGAUGAUCGCCUCCAAAAUUUCCAUCGGCUACUUCCUCCUCCGAAUCACGGUCCGCAAGGUCGACGUUUGGAUCAUUUACAGUGUCAUGAUGAUGACAGUCUGCACCGGCGUCGUCUUCUUCUUCGUCACUCUCCUCCAAUGUCAACCGAUAUCCUACUUUUGGAACAACACGACACAAAGUGGCCGCUGCAUCCCCGUGGAUGUCAUCAUCGCUCUUACCUACCUCUACAGCGCCUUCAGCGUCAUCUGCGACUUUACGUUUGCUAUUUUGCCCAUGGUUCUCAUCUGGAAACUGAAAAUGGACCACAAGACCAAGCUAGCUCUUGUUCCAAUCAUGGCCAUGGCCUGCAUUGCCAGCGCUGCCGUCGUUGUGCGUAUGCCUUUUGUCAAGGACUUCAAGAAUCCUGACUUCCUUUAUGCAACCGUCGAUAUUGCAAUCUGGUCCACCACUGAACAGGGUCUGGCGAUCACCGCAGGUAGCCUUGCAACGCUCCGCCCACUCUUCAGACUCGUAGGAUACCGACUCGGCUUUACAUCCAUGGGACCCUCGCAACUCCACGAUUCCGAACGCGGCGCCCCAUCUGCUAUGGGUGGCAACAUCAAGAACGUCAGCAACAGUAGCUCAAGCCGGGGCCAACGACGCGGCCCUUUCAGUCUUACCACCUUCAUGUCCAAGGAUGAAAGCGAGAGUCAUGAGAUGGGCAGCGGCAGCGAACAAGAACGAAACCAGCAGCAGAAGAUGUCUUCAAGUAAGCGCGCUCGCGGCUGGGAGUCGACAGGGAGGCGGGAUAAUGAGAGCGAGACUGAACUAACUUUCGAAGCCUCAAAAGAGUCGGUGGGGAGUGACCGCGACAACAUAGUCGUUGUUCAAACCUUCUCUUUGCGGGAAGAUCGAUUGUAA